AUGGGGCUGGCCUUGCUCACAGGCCUCCAUGCUGUAGCACCAACUGGCCAGGAAUUCAUCACAGCCUUCAUGCAGAAUUACCAGUUAGACUAUUCUGAGGCUGAAUUUCAGCUUUUCAUCUCUGGCAACUUACCCACCACUACUGUUAAUGUCUUAGUCUAUAAAUCCAAAUUCCAGCUUCAGUUCUCUCUUUCUCCAAGACAGACCAUGUUAGUGAAGAUCCCUGCUUUUGCAGAAAUGGUUGGCACCAUUAAAUUCUGCCACACUGUCUUGGUGACAGCCAAUCAAUAUAUCUCUGUGUUAGCCUUGAGCUCAAAGAAAAAUUCAGCUGACACCACAGUUGUCUAUCCUAUCCAGAGUCUAGGAGUGGAGUACUAUGUUCUCACACCCUUGGGGAAAAUGUCCAAAACGUACAAGGAGUUCUCUGUCAUUGCAUGCCAUAGUCGCACUAAGGUAGAGAUCCAUCUCAAAGGAAGCGUGAGAUUCCAAGAACGCAUUUAUCCUGCAGGCAGCAAGCUGCAUGUUAUCCUUCUACCCUAUGAAGCCAUCCAGCUUCAGAGCCACCAAGAUCUCUCUGGCACACUUGUCAGAGCCACACACCCAGUAGCAGUGCUAAGUGGGCACAGCUGUGCCCAAACAAACACCAACUGUAAUCAUGUGGUAGAACAACUGCUACCAGUGCCAAGCUGGGGCCGAUCCUUCUUUAUCCUUCCCUUUUCCUUCCAAACUCAAUACGAUAUUGCAUAUAUAAUAACCUCCCAGAUGACCACAAUCACCUAUGUCUCUGGUAGGAUCCAUAAAAAUUUUGACCUCAAGUCUGGACAGAUACUUCAGCUGAAAGUCACACAAAGAAGCCCGAUCUACAUCACAGCCAAUGUUGGCAUCCAGGUCUUCUUUUUCUGCACUGGUGGUACCCAUUCUGGUCACACAUAUGACCCCUUCUUUUUGACCAUCCCUGAUAUUCUCAGCUAUUGCACAUCCUACUCUUUUCAGAGCCAGAUGGGCUUUGAGAAUUAUGCACUCAUCGUUGCUAAGACUGCUGCUGCUGAAGUUCAACCUGUUUCCAAGGCUUCCUGCAGUUCCACACAAUGCCGGAAGAAAGAGACUUGCCAAAUACAAAAUGGCCAGACGGUCUGUGUGCCUCAAUCUACUGCCACUUGCUGGGCUCUGGGUGACCCACAUUACCGGACGUUUGACAUGAGGAAAUAUAACUUCAUGGGUACCUGCACCUAUACCAUAGCCAAGACCUGUGGACCAGACACAACUCUCCCAGCCUUCCACAUCACCAUCAAAAAUGAGAAUCGGGGCAAGAAGAGCGUGUCCUACGUUGGACUGGUGAUGAUCCAGGUCUACCGAUAUGACAUAGUGGUAGCCAGAAAGGAGUAUGGGUUUGUCAGGGUGAAUAACCAGCGCUUCCGACUGCCUGUCUCUCUAAUCAAGGAAAAAUUAUGGCUCUUCCAAAGUGGGACCUCUGUCAAUAUUGAGACAGACUUUUCACUGAGGGUGUCCUACGACUGGAACAGCCGCUUUGUAGUGAAGAUCUCCAGCAGUUUCUUCGAGAAUGUUUGUGGCCUGUGUGGUAACUAUAAUGGAAAACCUGCUGAUGACUUCAGGACCCCCAGUGGAUCCUUGGCCCCAGGUCCUGUGGAAUUUGGGCAGAGUUGGAAAGUGGAGGAUGGAGACCCAUUGUGCUGGAGUGACUGUCAUGGAAAAUGUAAGAAUAUCCCCAGGGAAAAGCUCAUUAAAUACAGAGGCGAAACAUUUUGUGGCUGGAUCAGCAAAAAAAAGGGGGGACCAUUCAGCAAUUGCCAUUCUUUGGUUGAUCCUGAGGUCUUUGUGGAGAAUUGUGCCUAUGACCUCUUCAUCUAUGAAGGCCAUAGAGAUGCUUUGUGCCAAGCACUGAAGAGCUAUGUCGAUGCCUGCCAGCAAGAAGGUGGAGCUGUAUUUGACUGGAGGAGCCUCACCGGAUGUCCUUUAUCCUGCCCUGAGAACAGCCUCUAUAAAGUCUGUGGGCCACCCUGUCCUGCCACGUGCAGUAAUCAGCCUCUUCCAUCCAACUGUUCUUCUUCGCAAUGUGUGGAGUCUUGCCAGUGUAAGGAUGGCUUUGUGAUGGAUGGCGGGAAAUGCAUCCCACGAGCUGCCUGUGGCUGCCUCUUUGAGGGCCGUCUCUUGGCUCCCAAUGAGCAGUUCUGGGGAGACAGCACAUGCACGAAGCGCUGCACCUGCGAUCUGCAGACCAAGAGUGUGAAAUGCCAGGCCACCCGGUGCAGGCAGGAAGAGCAAUGUCAGGUGAAGAAUGGCAUCCAGAACUGCUAUCCAGUGAGUUAUGGGAUGUGUUCUGCCAUUGGCCACUCCCAUUAUCACAGCUUCGAUGGGCGCAGUUUUAACUUCCAGGGCACCUGUCUGUACACGUUUGCUGGGCUGAGUAAGAAGAGCCAAGAUGUGGUUGAUUUCCAGAUUUUGGUUCAGAACUCACAUCAUGGGGGCUGGCCCAGAACCCCUAAAAGGGUGGUCAAGGUCGAACUCUACAGCCUGCAGAUAAUUGUCAGCUGGGCUUAUCGGGGCCGAAUUAUGAUUAAUGGCCAGCUGACCAACCUGCCCUACAAGGUGGGCCCAGAUCAAAUUAUCAUCUACCAAAAGGGCUGUGACACUGUGAUCCAGGCAGAUUUUGGCCUCAUGGUCACCUUCAACGGUCAGAGUCAUCUCACGGUCACUGUGCCAUCAACUUACCGAGGUGCUCUGAGUGGACUCUGUGGCAACUUCAAUGGAGAUAAGCAAGAUGACAUGGCAUUGAUUAGCGGUGGGCAAGCCACCAACCUUGGCCAACUCUGGAAGGUGGCUGAGUUCACUGGCUGUGGAGAAGUAAGCCCAAAGGUGUGUCCAGACUUGCAGAGUGUGGGCCAACAUCAAAGAGGCAUUAGCACGGAAUGUGGACUCCUUGUGGACAAGCAUGGCCCAUUUAGGGAAUGCCAUGGCAAAAUCAAUCCAGAGGUGUUUUUCCUUGACUGUGUGUAUGACUACUGCACAUCCAACAGUCAAACAUCUGUACUGGGCUACAUCAUCGCUGCUUAUGCAUCUGCCUGCCAAGCUGUGAGAGUGACCAUAUAUAUUUGGAGGAUCCAUAUAGCCUGGAAACUUGUAUGCCCAUCAAACAGCCACUACGAGCUCUGUUCCAGAAGCUGUCAACAGACAUGUGACAGUGUCUAUUCUGCUCUGCCUUGCUCCACUUACUGCACAGAAGGGUGUGUCUGCAAUGAAGGCUUUGUGCUCAGUGGCGACCGUUGUGUCCCUCUGCAUCAGUGUGGCUGCUCAUACCAGGACCACUAUUAUCUAAGUGGGCAGAUCUUCUACCCAACCAAUAACUGCAAUAUGGAGUGUAUGUGCCAAGCUGGUGGAGCUGUUACCUGCCAUGAAUUCUCCUGUGGGCCCAAUGAAGAAUGCAAGACAGUGGAUGGAUUCCAAAAAUGCCACCCAAUUAGUUCAGCCACUUGCUCAGGUUCUGGUGAUCUUCAUUAUUUCUCGUUUGAUGGAGUCCACUUUGACUUCCAAGGCAACUGCUCGUACGUCCUGGCUCAGACUACUGUUGAAAGCAAGAGUAAUCUGGCUCCCUUUACUGUCACAGUGGAAAAUGAGGCCUGGGGGACUAGAAAAGUCUUGGUCAUUAAGCAAGUAUCUGUGGAAGUCUAUGGCUUCAAGCUAACUCUGCUGCAGAAGAAGGAAGGACAGGUCCAGGUGAAUGGGGUAUUCUGGUCCCUCCCCAUAGACCUUUCUGGAGGACAUCUCAGAGCCUAUCAACAUGGCACUAAGGUCCUGAUAAAAACCAGCUUUGGCCUUGUUGUGAGCUAUGAUCUGGUUUAUCAUGUGAGAAUUACUGUCCCGAGCAGUUAUCAGAAGCAGAUGCAAGGUCUGUGUGGGAACUACAAUGGGCUGAAGGAUGACGAGUUCAUACUUCCCAGUGGGAAGAAAACUUCUGAUGUGGCUGCAUUCGGUGCUUCCUGGAAGGUCCCAGUCCUUGGGGCAGUGGGACCCUGUUCAGGUGGAUGCUCUGGGAAAAACUGUCCAAACUGUAGUGAAGAAAAGAAGAAUAUUUUCAAACAAUACAACUACUGUGGGAUCCUCACUGCCUCGGAUGGCCCCUUUCAGGCUUGCCACAGCAAGGUGGACCCCAGUGUGUUUUUCAAUGACUGCAUCUAUGAUUUGUGCCAAAGCAAUGGAGACAGCCAGGCCUUGUGCCCAACCAUUCAGAGCUAUGUGUCUGCUUGCCAAGAAACCAAGGUCCUUAUCCAGCCAUGGAGAAGUCCAUCUUUCUGCCCUCUGAGCUGCCCUCCCAACAGCCACUAUGAGGAGUGUGCCGAUCUUUGUUCUGAUGACUGCUCUGGGCUCAUCAGCCCCAGAACAUGUCCUGAAACCUGUGCAGAGGGGUGCCAGUGUGAUCUUGGAUACUUCUUUGAAGGGCUUGGCUGCGUCUCAGUGGAGAGCUGUGGAUGCUUUGGAAACGGAAGCUAUUAUAGGCCCAACGAGCAGGUCCUGCUGAAUGAAUGCCAACAAAUCUGCGAAUGCACCCCUGGACAGGGACUCAUUUGCAAGUCUUACCACUGUUCUUCUGAUGAAGACUGCAGGGUCCAGGAUGGGAUCAUGCGCUGUAUCAAUAAAGAUCCUUGCAAGAUGUUACAGUGUCGGAUCAAAGAAGUCUGUAAGCUAGAAAAUGGCAAAGCCUCAUGCGUCCCAACUUACAAUGAGACCUGCUUUGGCUGGGGAGAUCCACACUAUCACACCUUCGAUGGGUUGAAUGUGAACUUCCAAGGCACUUGCACCUACACUUUUGCCAAGUAUUGUGGCAAUGACCCCACACUGGUCCCAUUUGUUGUGGAUGAGAAGAAUGAAAACCGGGGCAGCCAGGCUGUUUCCUUUGUGAGAUUGACCAAUAUCUAUGUGUACGGAUACAACAUCUCCAUCCGCAGGAAGGAGUUAGGCAAAAUCUGGCUGAAUGGUGUCAUCACAAACCUGCCUGUGACCCUGGAAGAUGGGAAAAUCCAGCUUUUCCAGAGUGGUUUGAAUGCUGUUCUGCAAACUGACUUUGGGCUGGUUGUAUCUUUUGACUGGAGUUCCAUCUUAGCGAUCACCCUGUCCAGCAGCUACUACGGUUCUCUCUGUGGCCUCUGUGGAAAUUUCAACCAAAACCCAAAUGAUGACAUGGUGACAGCUGCAGGGGACAAGGCUAAUUCUGUGGUGAAGUGGGCCGCAAGCUGGCAAGUGAAGGACCGCGAUCCGUUCUGCUGGCACCACUGCAAAGGCACCUGCCCGACGUGUGAGGAGAGCAAACGGCAGCUCUUUGGAAGUGAUGAAUUCUGUGGGCUCAUCACCAAGUUGGAUGAGGGUCCCUUCUGUAAAUGCCACCCCAGGUUAAGCCCUGACAACUUUUUUGACAGCUGUAUUUAUGACGUCUGUCUCAACGGGGGUGCCAAGAGCAUCUUGUGCCAAGCUCUAGAGGCUUAUGCAAGUGACUGCCGCAAGGAGGGUGCGAUCAUUGCAGACUGGAGAGCGCAGAGCGGUUGUGCUCUGCCCUGUCCUGAGAAUAGCCACUAUGAGGCCUGUGGAAGCGCCUGCCCAAACAGCUGCUCUGACCGAUUGGCUUCCUUAUCUUGUGAGAAGCCCUGUGUGGAAACCUGCCAGUGCAAUGAAGGCUACGUGCUCAGUGUAGAUACAUGCGUCCCCGUGGGGAGUUGUGGCUGUACCUACAAUGGCUUGUACUACAAACCGGAGCAGGGAUUCUGGGAUGACGAGAGCUGCACCUCUCGCUGCAAGUGUGACCCCAGGAUGGGCAUAGUGGUAUGCAAGCCAGCCAGCUGCAAGGCUAGUGAAAGAUGCAGAGUAGUCAACGGCAUCCAAGGAUGUCAUGCUAUCAGCUCUGCCACCUGCACAGUAAUGGGGAAUCAUCACUAUGCCACUUUCUUUGGGCAGAGAUAUGACUUUACUGGCACUUGCGUCUACCAGCUGGUUGGCUUCUGCACCAAAGAUCCUACUCUCUCUCCAUUCAUCAUGAAGAUCCAGAACAGCCAAGGCAGGAAGACAUUGCCAUUCUCUUCUGUCCUUAUCUUGGAAGUCUAUAAUAUGACCAUUACAAUCAGCCAGGAGCAUCCUUACGUAAUCCAGGUUGAUGGAGUAUUAGUAGACUUGCCCUUCUACUACGAAGACAAGAUCAAGGCCUACCUUAGUGGAAAUCACGUCCUUAUAAAGACUCAAUUUGAUCUUUCCAUGAUCUUCAGCUGGAAUAGACUAGUUCAUGUCACUGUUCCUGGCAGCUAUCUCAAUGCAAUUUGUGGUCUCUGUGGCAAUGGCAAUCAAAAACCUGGCAGAGAUCUGACCAUGAAGAACGGGAAGCAAACAACCAAUUUUAUCCAGUUUGCUGACAGCUGGAAAGAAGGGGAGAUUCUUGGUUGUGUGAAUGGGUGUACCAGCAACUGCCCAAGCUGUAGUGAAAACAUGAAACAGAUCUACAAGAAUGACCGCUACUGUGGGAUCCUCUCCAGAAAAGAUGGACCAUUCAGGCAUUGCCACACAGCUAUUGACCCGGCUCCUUACCUUGAUUCUUGUGUCUCUGAUGCCUGUCUGUUCAAAGGCCACCAGGGCAUCCUGUGCACUGCCAUUGCUGCCUACGUAACAGUGUGCCAGGGACAGGGCAUCCAGAUUGACGAAUGGCGGUUGGCCUCCUUUUGCAGCCUUUCCUGCCCUCGCAAUUCUCACUACGAACUCUGUGGAAAUGGCUGCCCUGUUACUUGUCAUGGCCUCUCAGCUCCCGAUGAAUGCGAGAGAUCCUGCAAAGAAGGCUGUUACUGCAACGUGGGGUUGGUCCUGAGUGGAGAUCAGUGUGUUCCGAUAGGGGACUGUGGUUGUCUGUACCAGGGCAGGUACUAUAAAAAGGGUGAUGAAUUUUACCCCAGUGCCUCUUGCCAAGACAAAUGUCGCUGUGGAGAAAAUGGUGCCGUGGAAUGUCGGAAGGUCUUCUGUGGGGCUCAACAGCAAUGCAGCAUUGAGAACGGGAAGCAAGGUUGCCACCCUCUUGGCUGUGGCAAAUGCAGUGUGACUGGUGGAAGUCACUAUCUCACUUUGGAUGGAAGGACCUUCAGCUUCCUGGGGUCCUGUUCUUACACGUUGGUCGAAGUCUGUGGCAGGGAUCGCGACCUUGUCCAGUUCUCUGUGGUGGUGGAGAACGAGGGCUCUGGGGAAGGCAAGGCUGUGCCAAAGACGACCGUCAUCGCUGUUCGAGGUUACGUCAUCAGACUUGUGAGAGGAAUGACUUGGCAAGUUCUGGUAGAUGGAGAGGCCUAUACCCUUCCACUUGAGUUAAAGAGAAGAGCAAUUUUAAUCAAUCAAGAGGGGAAGAAUAUUGUGCUCCAGACCGACUUUGGUCUCAGAGUUCUCUAUGAUUCUUCCCAUUACAUCCUCGUGCUCAUCCCGAGCACAUACCAAGGACAGGUGUGUGGCUUGUGUGGCAACUUCAACGGGGAGAGGCGAGAUGAAUUCCAGCUGCCUGAUGGAAGCAGUACCUCAAAUGUGACUACCUUCGGAGCAUCCUGGAAAGUGUCAGCUGAGCACCUCAGUUGUUCUGAUGACUGCGGGCAGAAUUGUCCCCUGUGCAAUGCUAUUGAGAUCAGGCCAUACCAGGUGGAGAGUUCUUGUGGGUUGAUCAAGGCCACAUCAGGCCCUUUUGAAGUCUGCCAUCGCCUGGUGAAGCCAGCUGAGUAUUUUAAUCUCUGCCUGUAUGAAAUGUGUGCUGCUCAUGGAGCCAAAGAAGCUCUUUGCCAGAGCCUCCAAGCCUAUGUAGCUGUGUGUCAAGCAGCUGGAGCCAUUAUCAAGACAUGGAGGACAGCCUCCUUCUGCCCCUUUACUUGCCCAGACAACAGCCACUACGAGCUGUGUACCAGGUCCUGUGACCUCACCUGUGCAGGCCUGUCUUCUCCCACCCAGUGUACUAAGAAAUGCUUUGAAGGCUGCCAGUGCAAUGAUGGCUAUGUUUCUGAUGGGGAAAUGUGCAUAUCCAUGGAUAACUGUGGCUGUGUACAUGAUGGGCGCUACAUGAAGGCUGAACAGAGCAUUAUCUCCAGGGAUUGUUCGGAAAAAUGCACCUGCCAUGCUUCAGGCCAGCUUGCCUGCAAUAAAACCAGCUGCCCCAAAGGGGAGGUUUGCGCACUUCAGAAUGGCAGACAUGGUUGCGUCAAGCAGGAAGCUCAAUGCAGCCUCACCUCAGAAGCACAGCUGACCACCUUUGAUGGUGUCUCCGGGACAAUACUUUAUGAUAGUGCUUAUGUGAUGGCCUCUCUCUGUGACAAAACAGCCCAGACAUGGUUCCGGCUAGUGGUGGAUCUCCAGAGCUGCAAUGGUGGUAGAUCAAACUCUGGUUCUGUGGUCUACUUCUUCUUCCAGGAGGCUCUUCUCGCUAUCAACCAGGACAAGGAAGCUUGGGUGAAUGGGCAGCAGGUGGACCUCCCAGCUUCCCUUUUUGAAACAGUGUCUGUAGGCAUCUCUGAAGAUGUUGUUACAAUUAGUCAUGGGACAGCUCUUCAGGUUCUUUUUGACCUCAAAGGAAAGGUGACCGUGAAGGUCAAAGACAGCCUGGCAGGCAAGCUGUGUGGAUCCUGCAGAAACUUCAAUGGUGACAUCUCUGAUGAUCUUGCACUACCCAAUGGUAAAGUUGUGGGAGACAUUUCUGAGGUGUUUGAUGCAUGGAAGGCCAGAGACUUCAUCAACUGCAAGCAAUAGUUCAAAAGGUCAAUCCAGACCAUCAGCCUCCAUGAGUGACCAUGGCUUACAGCUGCUUUGCGUCAUUUUGCCCUUAACGAUGCAAUGCCUUGAGAAGGCACUGUAAAAACACAAGCACAUGUCAAUAAAAGAUAUAUAUCUGUAUCUACAGAAUUGUCUCUGGAGAAGUCAUUCUGCCCACAGGGCACAUCCUUUGCACAUUUCUCAGCCUGGGGCUGGAAUCAUGUAAGGCUGAUUAUGGAUUUUUUUUUAAAAAUAAGCCAUGAUGAAGAGAUCAGUCAUGCUCCCUGGUUUACAAGGCCCUUCCCAAAAAUUGAAAUAAAGGAUUUCCUUUGGACUAGUGUUUUAAUGUCACACAGCUCAGUAAUGAAUAGCCAAGAGCAAAGGAGUCACAAUAAAGAAUUGUUGCUUGAGAGACAAUUGAUGAAGUGAAAUCUAACCUGUGUAAGUGGUUCAAUUUCUGGAACUUCUCUGUUCCUGAAACUUGUAUAUAUGCAUUGUCUUGAGUUUUUUUUUCCCUUCUCUCACUCACUCCCACAGAAACCAUUGUGACAACUUUUGGAAGAAAUAAAUGUGGCUGCUAAAUUGCUAACAUGCUAUCAUUUCACCUUCACAACUGACAGCUUUUAAAUGUUACAUAGGAAUGGUGGUUUGGAACUCGGGAAGCUUUCUCUCAUUGCAACUGCUCAGAUUUUUGCAAACCACCAGAUAAAUGGCUCAAGCACACUAGUAAUUUAUUUCCCAUUUCGAUGACGGGGCGGAUGGGGAUUUUUGUUACUCCAGCAUUUAUGAUAGUCCAGGGUGGGCGGAAC
Messenger RNA from Candoia aspera, 9572 nucleotides. It is a transcript of the gene FCGBP, whose product is annotated as Fc gamma binding protein. The transcript has 20 exons. Gene Ontology annotation, molecular function: protein binding. NCBI's taxonomy places the organism in Eukaryota, Metazoa, Chordata, Lepidosauria, Squamata, Candoiidae. The record is from RefSeq and is a predicted model, not a curated record. The coding region runs from base 1 to 8760 and encodes 2919 amino acids.